UCGCGGCUACGUGGAAUGGCUCGAUUGCGAUUGCGACUAAACGAAAAAACCUUUCUUUCUGACCUACUUACGUAAUAGUACAGUGAUUCGUUUAUAUUUAUUGUUGUUGAUUUGUUAUGUAUUAAUUUUAUAUUGAUAUUUAGUUUAUAACUGAUCUUAGUAAACAUGUUUUCGUUUAGAAGUGAAAAUUCCAAUCAGCUGCAUGCUCAUAACAUAAGGAUUACUGAACUCAAUCCAUCAUCAUCCGCCAUGUCACAACCGCCGCGCAAUGUUAUCCACCUGCCGAAGGUCAGGAUGUUGAGUCGCGGAGGCCGUAUAUCAUCAGGCCUUCGGAUCACGAACGUCAAGUCCAUCAGACCACCAGAUCCUGACGCGGUAAAGAAACAAGAAGAGGACAAGCUUAGAGCCCAGCUCCAAAAAGAGAUAGUCUCUCGUUCCCGGGCCUGUGCAUACAAGAGCUACGAGUGUUCGCUCCCAGUGGUGUCUGGCAGACAGUACUGUUACCGGCACAUCACCAAGGACCCGACUGCACCCUACCGCCAGUGUGCUCACUCUUAUAGCAAUGGAGAAAGAUGUCCAAUGCCAGCGCCCGAUGAUAACAGAGAUCAUCGCGAUUUGGGGUUGUGUUUCGAGCACGCGCGCGCGGCGCAGCACGCCCGCCAGCGCGCCGCCGCGCCGCCGCCGCCCGUCAGGACCACCGAGACGCUGCUCAACGAACUGCAGCACUAUGUCAAGCCGGAGCGUCCUCGUACGACAUCAUGCGCCUCCUCAGUUUCCGUCGUCAGCGACCCAGCUGAACAGGAACCGGUCACACCGGAGGCAGUUGAUCCAUUCAAACAAAUCGACGCGACGGAAGUGAACUCGGCUUACUACACGUCCAUGAUGGAGUACGCGAGCUGCAGCGACAGCGACGGCGAGAGCGUGACGCUGGGCCCCGGCGGGGACUGCCGCGCCGCUGAACACGAGGACCUGUCCGACGCGGAGGACGCGCCCUGCGAGGAGCUGCCGCUGUGGAAAGCGGGAGUAUAUACGGCUGAAGAAGCUGUUACGGAGGCCAAGACCUGUCUCCGGUUGCUGCAAUCUGCUUACCUUCGGCAGAUGGACCGCUUUCGAGUGUUACUGCAGACAGCCAAGCUUAAGCAUAAUAGAGACUUGAAAGCGGAGAAGGAGCAGUACUGCAGCAUCAACACCCAAGCCCACAGUGGUCCCCUCACUCUGCGUGAGCGGCGACAGUUACGCAAGCUGAGAGCGUACGCGAGUUAUCACAAGAAGUUCGGUGUUGAAGCUGUGUUGGCGAGGAAAGUACACCACAAGAGGGCGCUGCUGUCGGGCGGGCGGGCGGCGCGCGCCCCCCCCGGGCGCUGCAGCUUCGCGGAGGGCGGCGUGCGCUGCGCGCUGCUCGUGCUGCCCGCCGCCAGGCACUGCCAGCGGCACAUCCUGCACGACCCGCAACAGGUGUUGUUCGCGGCGUGUGGCGACUCCCGCGGCCCGUGGUCGUGUCGCGAGCCGCAGCCGCGCCUGCCGCUGCCGUCCGCCGCCUGCCGCUACCACACCGACCCGCCGCUCAUGACUGUCUUCACGCUCAAGAAAGACGACACGGACAGCGAUACAGACUCUCACUCAACAUCUGACGAGUCUCACAUGGAUGAGGUUCACUCCGGAGACCAGGAGCCGGAACCUGUCAUGGAAACUGCAUUCGACUGACACAUGGCCAGCUUGGGCAUGGCGCACGGUUGCUAUGACGACGACCUGGACGGCUAUGACAGUCAGAUCGAUGUGGUGGUGUAAAUAGUGCUGAAAUAAGUGUCGGAACCCCCUAGGAAUGUGUAAAAACUCCUUGGAGAUUGUUAAAAGUGUGAACUUAACUCUUCAGUAGAUUUGAAUUGGCAGUGUAAAGAAAAGUGUGUGGGAUCUUUGUAGAAGUGUAAAAACUCUUUUCGAUGGUACUGAAAGUGUAUUUUAAAAGUUUUGAACCCAAUUUGUAAGUGUUAUAAACACUUUGGAACAAAUUUGAAAGUGUAUAAACACUCUAGGCCAGUCUGAAAAGUGAAUAAAAAUUUCAUGCAAGUUUAAAAAGUAUAAAAACUGUUUGGUGAAGCUUGAAAGGUGUGCAAAAACAAAUUUGGAUGGUCUGAAAAGUAUUCGGAUUGUUUAUAGUGUGUGUUUACUCUUCAGCAAGAUUUGACAAGUGAUUUAACUCUUUGGAACCAUAUUAAUCAUUUUGUGGUCAAAGAUAAAUUAUGAAGUGCUUUUGGGGACCUCAAAAAAUGUGUUAAAAGACUAAAGACUUCUUGAAAUUUGUAUAAAUAAGUGUCAAAUUGGUAUACAAGUGAUACAGUCUGCGAUAAACUGUAUAUUGUAACUACUAUUUAUGACUAUAUUAGUGAUGAGAAUAUUGCAAGUCUUUAAAAAGGACUAAGGACACUGGUAUCAUGCCAUUUUGGUUUUUCAGUGCAAGUGUGUAUCUUGGACUUCUUGAAAUAUAAAAUUUGUUAGUAUGAGCAUUUAGCAACUCGUAACAGCACUUCUUUUCACUCAAAUGCAUUAAAUAGGACUUCUUGAAAUACAAUUAAUGGACCUUCAUAUAGGAUCAAUAUUGUUUAGCCAAUGUAAGUGUAUCAGACAAUGGACCUCUUGAUAUAUAGUGUUAAUAUUAUGCAGACCUUCGAAUUGUGUGGUAAAGACAGUUAAAACUAAAGAAAUGUUAAACACUCAGGUCAUAUGUAUAUCAGUGAUUAUGUCCAUUUGUAAGUGAUAUAGACACUUGAAGGAACAUAAAACUGUGACUUGAAAUUCUGGAAAUGUAGUGAAAACUUAACUUAAACUUUAGUGAACUGGUGAAAAUUCAGUCAAAAACAUCCGUGUCAGUGUUUAUGUCUUGUUGUAAGUGGUUUUGACACUUAAAGGAACAUAAAAGUGACUUGAAUCUAGCCUAAAAUAGUGAAACAGUUCAGUUAAAAAAUACUAUGGACUCGCUGGAUUUUAUUUGAAAGAACAUCUGUGGCAUUAUUUAUAAGUUUUUAUUUAUAUUGAUUAUCAUUAUUUAUAAGUUUUUAUUAUAAUAGUUAAUUUGAAUUUUAACUGGUUGACAUUCUGUCAAAAAUAUCUGUGUCAGUGUUUAUGUCUGUUUGUAAGUGGUAUUGACACUUGAAGGAACAUAAAACUGUGACUUGAAAUUCUUGAAACAUGGUAAAACAUACGAGUUUCUUUAUUUGUGAACUGGUAAACAUUCAGACCAAAAACUAAAAAUGCGUUGAGUCAGUGAUAUUGACACUUAAAUGUGUGUUGAAAAGUGAUUCAAACUCGAAUAUAUAGAAAAAUAGUUGAGUUAAACUUUUGUGAACAGUGUUUAUGUCUGAUUGUAAGUGGUACGGACACUCAAAGAACAUAAAAUGUGGCAUGAACUUCUUGAAGUUUAGUGAAAUAAUGAUUUAAAAUUGUUAAGAACUGUAACACAUCAAAAUUAAGAAAAAACUAUAAAAUUUGUGAUUUCUAAGACAUUUAUACAUAAUACCUCCUUAACCAUCACACCAUCAAAAUUGGAUGUCUUAUUAUACAGGACCAGUUUUGACACUAGUGUUGAACCAUUAUAGUGCAAGUGUACUUGACUUCGGAUCUCUAGAAAUGUAGGCAUUAAAUAACAUAAGAAUUGCUAUUAAUAUAGAAAAUGGACAGACCAGCAUGUAGGAUCAAAUUUGUGUAGCCAAUGUAAGUGUAUCUGACAAUGGACCUCUUGAAAUUUAGUGUUAAUAUUAUGCAGACAUUGUUUAGAUUGUGUUGUAUCAACAAAUAAACCUUUAAAACUGUUAAACCUUCAGGUCAUAUGUAUAUCAGUGAUUAUGUCCAUUUGUAAGUGAUAUAGACACUGAACAUAAAUCUGUGACUUGAAAUUCUCGAAAUGUAGUGAAAUAGUUAAGUUAAACUUUUGUAAACUUUUAAACAUACAGUCGAAAGUACCUGUGUCAGUGUUUAUGUCUGUUUGUAAGUGGUAUUGACACUUAAAGGAACAUAAAAGUGUGAUAUAAACUUCUUAAAAUGUAGUGAAAUAGUUAAGUUAAAAAAUUUUUAACACAUUAACAUACAGAUAAUGUCACCUUGCAACUUUUGAAAUGUCAUUUCAUUUCAUAACUCUUUAUUAACGGGUGAACUUUCAGCAUAAUUAAAGUGAUUCUGAUAUAAGCGGGAUUGAUGAUGAAAAGAAAAAUGUGAUGGUCAAAAAAUGUCCUGUCAACUGGUUGACUUUCGUUGAAAAAGCUUUGUCAGUGUUUAUGUCUGUGUGUAAGUGAUAUUGACACUUAAAGGAACAUAAAAGUGACUUGUGCUUUGUUCAAAUGUAGUGAAAUGGUAAAAUAUAUCUUUGACAUUCAUAAGUGGUAUGCACGCUUUGAUAAAGGAUUUGAGUGAUUUGGACGUCCUGAAAUAUUGUGAGGCGUAAAUUUUAAUCUCUAUGAGCUAGUCUUGUCAUGUCUGUUUGAAAGUGGUAUUGACACUUAAAGGAACAUAAAUAGUGACUAGCUCUUUUCGAGCAAUAGUAAAAUAGUAUUCUUUCAGAAUAUAUUACAAUAUUUUGUGUAUAUUAUAAAGGACCUGCAUUUAGGACACAUUUGUCAAACCAUUUUAGUGAACAUACCGGACUUAACCUCUUGAAAUGUAAUAUUGCUUAACAUAAGAAUUUUGCAGUCUUUGUGGUUUAUUUCAGUGCUAUAUGACACUUGACUGUCACUUAAAAGUAACCGGAACUUCUAUAUCUAUAAUGAAUGGACCAGCAUAUAGGCUCAUUGGUGUUUAGCCAAUGUAACUGUACUGGGCCGAAGAUAUCUUGAAGAGUUCACUUUUUAUGUGUUUGACAGAAUAAUUUGGUUGGAUUUAGUGCAAUGGACGCUCAAAAUUAAGUUUAAAAUAGGAUUUGGACUUCUUAAAAUAUAGUGAAAUAGUUUUCAAAGGCUUGUGAACUGGUAAACAUACAGUCAAAUAUCCUAUGUCAGUGUUUAUGUCUUGUUGUAAGUGGUAUUGACACUUAAAGGAACGUAAAAUGGUGGCAAUGACUUCUUGAAAAUCAGUGAAAUAGUUUUCUUAAACUUUUGUGAUCUUUAGAACAUGUCUACAAAUGCUUGUUUUCAUAUUCACAAUAUACGGCAAAUGUAGAUUGUUUUUCUAAAAAGGACCAGCUAAUAGGACACAGGUGUUAAAUCAUGUAAGUGCAAGUGUACUGGACCUCGAAUCUCUCGAAGUUAACAUUAAAUCAGUUUUAGAUAGUUAUAAACUGUCAGAUGUCAGUCAAAUGUAUGAAUCAGUGUUUAUGUCUGUUUGUAAGUGGUAUUGACACUUUAAGGAACAUAAAAAUGGUGACUUGUUGGAGUGAAACAGUUAACUUAUAAAAUGGGUAACUUUCUGACAUUUAUAAGUGAUAUUGACACUUAAUGAAAGUUAUGUGAUUUGGACUUAUUGGUAUGUGGUAAAAUAGUCAAGUUAAAGUGCUGUGAACGAAUUAAUUUUUAUUAAACUAAAUCAACAGAAUUUUAAGUGGUUCUGACGCUUUAGUUGAUCAAUUCGUGAACUGGUUGACUUCAAGUUAGCUGUGUCAGGGUUUGUGUCCGUUUGUAAGUGAUAUUGACACUUAAAGGAACAUAAAAGAGUGAAUUCAGCUACUUGAAAGUUUCAGCAAUUUCUAAGUGGUAUUGACGCUUGAAAGUGAGAGUUUGGACUUCUUGAAAUUUAGUGCAAUAGUUUUAAAUAAACAGAAUGUUUUCAAAAAUGGUGAAAUAAUUAAUGUUUUGUGACCUACUUAACUGUACAAAGAAAUUGUAUGCAUGAUAUAGUGAUUUUAAAGACACUUGUUAAGUUUUAAUAUAAAAAAUAUCAGUUUUCUUACUAAAAAAGACCAGCUUAAAGGAUCAUUGUUGUUUAGCCAAUGUAAGUGUACUGAAUCAUAAACUUUCAUUGUAAAAUAUCUGUUUCAGUGUUUAUGUCUGUUUGUAAGUGAUAUUGACACUUAUAGGAACAUAAAACUGUGACAUGAACUUCAUGAAGGAUAGUGAAAUAGUGAAUUUAAGGUUUACCAUCAUAAUAUACUUUAAAAGUGUUUUCAGGGACAUCUUGAAUUCACAAUUGAGGAUGCCUAAAAUAGAUAUAUAAAAAGCACUGAGCUGACUGCAUUAUGAAAACAAUUGAAGUUUAUUAGAAAAAUUGUGAUUAAUAAGUUGAACAGUGAAUAAAAUCUAAAUAAGAAAAAGACUUGAAAUGUAGUCAAGUAGUUAAAAUUUUGUGAACUUCUAAAAUAAAUCUUACAAUAAAAGCUGUCAGUGUUUAUGUCUGUUUGUAAGUGAUAAUGACACUUAAAGGAACAUAAAAGUGUGACAUGAGCUUCUUGAAAUAUAGUGAAGUUAUUAAUUAAAAAAAUUGUGUGAAAUGUGACAUCAACAUCUAAAUCUCCCCUAUCUCACUGUCAACAUUACAAUUAAAUCAAUCAUAUUAGGUACAACUAUUAAAACAACUUACAUAUUCAUUAGUGAAUACAAUUUUUAAACCCAGUGAAAUACACAAUGCUUUGGGACAUCUUAAAUUUACGAGUAAAUUAUUUGGGGAUGCCUAAGAUGCCACAUUCAAUAGUGUUUUAGAGUACCUACAUAUUAUCUUUCAAACAUUUGGUGAUGAAGAACCAUUAAUGAACUCAGUGAUAUUCAGUUUCUUUUACAUAUAAAUAAUAUAAAACAAAUAUUAAAAUAGUGCAAUAGUGACGUAUUGUGGCAAACUGUUAAAAUUAUUAUUUGUAAGUAAUGCAACCGACUAAGUGAGGACUUUAAUAAAAAAGAGAAAAAGAUUUCCAUGGACAACCCAUUUGCGAAUGUGAAUUAAUUGUCAAAAUUUGCAAGCAUUCUUAAGAUAAUUUAUUAGUUAUAAAAACUGUUUGCUCUUAAAUCCUUAUAGUAAAUUGUUGUACAUAUACCUCUGUAUAUCAUUCAAUUCUGUGAAUCUGUGAAAAUGUGCAUUUAUAUUUAAUUUCCUUUUUGUAUUACCUCUUUAAUAACUUUCCGUCUAUCAGUAUUAAAAAAUAAAAUAGUGUAAUGACAGGAUCUUAUAAUGUAAUGUAUAGAAAUGCAGAACUAUGAUUACUAGAAGCUAACAUUUUUUACUAACUUUUAACUUGUUGAUGUAUGCACCGAAAAGGCAAUAAAUGCUUUAAUAUAAAUGCAUUAUAAUAUAUAUUUUGUUAUAUCAUAUUGUAUAUGUGUAUGUGUAUUGAGGUAUUAUAUUAAAGCACUUGUAUUUUGUGUCGACAUGUCUGGUGUGUUGAAAUUUUGUGUCAUGAACUAUAAAGGAAUUGUUUUUUGAAAAGUGAUGGAUAUGACAAGCAAAAGGUUUUCCGUUGGAUGCUAAGAAUGUAAAAAAAUGAUUGUGCUAAUUCCGUGUGAUUUUAAAACUUGAACCAUGUGUACAGUUGUGAAGGAUAUAGUUAUGAAAAAUGUUGACUUCUAAACGGUCACUUAAGAUAAUGUGCACGUAAAGAAUGAAACACUUUAUUGUGAAUGAAAUGUUGUAUGGAAGAUUGGGACAAUUAUAGUGAUCUAUAGCUGAAAACUAAAUAUGUGGAACCAUAAUUUGUCUGUUUAUCCAUCUGUAUGUACCCAUGUUUAAGCGAAAUGGUUGGUUUGAAAAAUUAAUAGUAAAUUGAAUAACUAAUAUAAGAAAAUAACAUCUGUUUAAUGCGAUAUGGACUCAUUGAUGUUAAAAUAACUGCGGAUUGGCAAAACGCUGUGUUACAGAAAAGUGUUUCCAGAAAUUUCAAGUUUUAAAGAACUUUUCAGCUGUUAUAAUAACAGUCUUUGAUAUUCGACGCCUACUCUGAUGAUCUCCAACUACGCGUUCCUAUGUACGAAUCUGGACGAUUGUAAGACGUUAGUUGAGCAGAUAAUACAGGCGUCGGCUAUUUGAGCCUUGUGUCACCUUGAGUACAAAAAAAUGUGAAAGUUUCUAUUGUCUGACGGCCAGACUUGGUUCAUUGAGGGGAUUGUGUUGGACAGUGUGAGCCAAGAGGCUGUAUAGUGGAUUUCUAACGUGGAAUUUUUCGGGAAUUUGUGCCUAUAUGGUAAAUGAUUUUGUUGUGUAUUUAAAAUGCGGAAUCCAGUUCUGGGUAAGAAUAUGCUAAAAAAUCUUGUCACGUGUGAGUGACUUGUAUGGGUUAGAGAGCCAAUUUUAUCCGUGGCCUGAUAUAGGUAUACUACUCCGAGCGUCAACGCUGACACAUUCGCUCGAAUUCAUUAAACCGACAAGAAAAAGUGAGAGUACUUGUCAAAAAAGAAUGUCUUUACCAUAGAUUUCUCAUAGUUUAGGUCCCCUGGGUGUCAUUCCCCUUUUGCCUAGUCAUUCUGUCAUCAGUCCGUAGAUCUUAAACUGGCUAUCUAGUCCUUAGCGAAACUGAUCAAUUUGUCAUCUGACAACACUUUGUUUUUCUCUAAGUAGAUGCAUAUAAUACUGAUACAAUAUAAUUAUAUGUGUUAGACAAGAUAUCGAAUAAGAAAUAUAUCAUUGGUGUUUGUCAAAUAUGUGUUUAGAAUAGAAAGAUUUUGAUAAAGGUCUGGAUUUUUGUUGGAAAAUGGUUUGAAAUAGUAAAAGUUGUGAUAAGGGAUUCGAUUAAAUUCAGUAGUAUGUCAGAAUCUUGUAAUAAUGUCAGUGUAUAAUUUCCCAUUGCUGGGCACAGGCCUCUAUUCAUAUAGGGAAGACUAUAGAGUAUUUUAUCACCACGCUAGCUCAUUUCGGAUGAGCGUUUCGAGAUUCCAAUAUAUGGAACCAGGUUUACUUCUCUUUAAGACGGUCUAUGUCUGGGAGUAAUUUAAUAAAGUUUAUAUGACAGAAGACAAGUCACAUUGGUUCGGUUGGGAUUAAACGCAAGACCAUCACGACUUGUGUCUUUAUAUUGUCAAUGCCUUUAUUUUUAGUUACUUAUUAAUGAACUUGAUGAUUUAUCAUUGUGAAUCACAACUUUAUAACUAAACAGCACGAAAAAUGUGGACGAGCGAUGUACAUAAUUAUUGUGAAUUAAUAAUUAAACGCCUUGAAAAGUUGUGAUUAUUAGUCUCAAUCUAUUGUUGGAUAUAAAAUUACCUUUUAUAAAGGAUCAAAAAUGUUGGUUUGUAAAUUGAAUAAAUUGAAACGAAUGUUAAGAAAAGUGAUAUUAUGGAGACUGGUUACAUUUGAUGUUCAAUCUACAUGUUUGUAUAAAUAAUGUGUGAAAUGAUGCAUCUUCAAUGCAGUAACUUACUGGAGAAACAAAUACGAAAAUUGCAUACAACAUAUAACUUUUUGAACACAGAUGUUGCCAACAAAAUGUUAAAACGUGUCUUUACCAAAACUAGUUGCAAUGUGGAUGCACCAUAAUACAUGAAGUUGCCUGAAUUCAGGCUUAUUUGAAAUAUAAUUAAGCAUUAUAAGUGUCUAUAUAAACAGAAUUUCAUGUUUAUGUAGCUGUCAAAUAUAAGUGUUGCAUCAGUUACAAGAAUGAUAUAGUAGUACCACGUUUCUUUGUGAUUUUGGAUGGCGCAAAAUGUGACCAAAUACUGGAACUGAAGGGCCGUUGAAAUAUAUACAAGGUUCUGUCAGUUAUAGAAUCUUAACGCAAUGCAAUAAGGUCUAUGUUGCAUUGAUAUUACUCUAACAAGUUAGUGUUUGGUUGUGAUAAUCUGCACUAAAGAAUUACAGAUGGUAAUUAUAAUUCACAGCUUUGUCAAAAAACGAAAUACAGAUGUCGCCAAUGUCGCUAACUGCAUACAUUUGUUCAAAAAACAUGGCGCUACUAUAUUUUUCGUUGUAAAACAGAUCCAGUGUUAAUGUUCUAUUUAAUAAUAAGAUUAUGAUUUUGUGAUAUGAAAAUCCAAAGCCAAAAUAAUUAUCUCAAUAAAUGAAUGUCUUUAAAUAUAAUUGUAAUAUCGGCAUCAAUGUGCUAAUCUUACUGAAUCUCAAAUUGAACAUACAGUUUCAUGUAUUUAAAACUGCAGUGCACAAUCUUUGUAAUAUACACAAUAUUAUUAAAAUCCGAAAAGUACACGAUAACCAAGUACUUAUUAAAAAAACUUGUAUUUUCAAUUUAAUAUUCAUAGAAACAUAGUUGUCAAUAUUAUAGUAAGUACAAAACAGUAUUAUGUUAAUCUUGCAUCUUUUAUGAGAAUAUUGAUGUUCCUCAACAAUUUUAUUGAUCUGAAUGUUCCAAAAAACAAAUAAAAUAUAGCCAGUA
This is a messenger RNA of Trichoplusia ni (cabbage looper), 10228 nucleotides long. It is a transcript of the gene dgt1, whose product is annotated as KAT8 regulatory NSL complex subunit 2. Gene Ontology annotation, cellular component: NSL complex. Bases 166 to 1704 code for a protein of 512 amino acids. The record is from RefSeq and is a predicted model, not a curated record. The transcript has 11 exons. NCBI's taxonomy places the organism in Eukaryota, Metazoa, Arthropoda, Insecta, Lepidoptera, Noctuidae.